Molecule: messenger RNA, 20217 nt
Organism: Acinonyx jubatus (cheetah)
Lineage: Eukaryota; Metazoa; Chordata; Mammalia; Carnivora; Felidae
Product: fibrous sheath-interacting protein 2-like
Source: RefSeq, a predicted model, not a curated record
AUCUAAUCGUAGAGCGGGAAAGGUGUGAGUGAAGAGGUGAAACGAAGAGGGCUUGCUGCCCCAGCCCCCCAGCACCCUGGGGGCUGACGGGCGGCCAUGGAUCUGUAUCUCAGCAACUGCUAUAAGGCUGCGGAAGCCUCCACCACUAAGGCGGCCGCCAGCAGCCUAGCUGCCGCCAGAGAGCAGUGCGGCACCGGCUCACAAAAAGAACCCAUUCCAGAGGUCGGAGCAGCUAAUCUAUUGGAUCUUCCUCUUGGGGUCAAGCUGCCUGUUAUCCCAGGAAGCAACAAUGUAUUCUACACUACAAAUAUAAGUGAAAAGCUUUACCAGCCUUCUUACGACUUUAACCUGACUGAUCCUUAUUGCCGACUUUUGGAAACCAGCUAUAAAAGUCUGCAUGAUCCACAUUUAAAAGCAUACUAUAAGCGAAAAGAUAUCCUAAAGAAAUUAAAGAAGGGCGGCUACAUCACCAACAAUAAUAAAGUCAUAUGUACUUUGAAAGAAUUGAAUAAGUACAGGCAGUAUCUGACUACUUUAAAAUUAGACUUUGAAAGAAACUAUAUAAAAGAACAAAAAAUCAUUGAAAAACAAGUAAAUAAAUUGAAUGAAACCAAGAGAGCCUAUGACAGUUAUGGAAACGCACAAUUCCAAGAAUGGCUGUUACAGGAAGGUACACACACAACUCCAGACCAAGAGCUGGUAAUAAAACACAGAUAUUUAGAUACGAUUAGUAAGGAAUUAGACAAGGUUGAGCACACGGCAGAAAAGCAGAGCACAUUCCGGAUGAAGGAAGAACUACAACAUCAGGACCACAUUAGAAGAAAACUUAGUCUCCGUAGACAAAUUGAAGAGGGAUGGAAGACAAAAGAAAUGCUUCCUCUAACCAAGAUUGGAGAAGAAGUAAAAAGAGAAGCCCGAGUUGAGGAACAACGUCAUAAACUCUGGGAGGAAGCCCACCGGAAGAAACAAGCACUUCUAGAGAAAAAAAUCGCUUAUCAUUUACAAAAAAUGCAAAAGGAUGACCUUAAGAGAGAAGGACCAGGGGGAAGUAUAAAUGAAAACAAAGGACAAGACAAAAGAGAAGGACCAGGUCACCGUUCUCUGAGUUUUGUAAAGGUUCCUGCCAAAAACUCAUCAGUCUUCAUAUCUUCUCAGCAUGAUGUACAGAAAAACAAAGCAGAACAAAAGAAACAUAAAGAAAUGACUAAAACAUCACAUAUUUUAAAUGAAGGAAUCAAAAGUAGCUCACUUCAAGCUCCAGGUGUUUCUGCUAAAACAAAUGGCCCCAGACAUUCUGUGCAGGCUAUUUUGAAACAAGAGGUGAAAUAUGCUGAUUUUAAUGAAGAAAGGGCCAAGAAAUCAAGCAUUAGCUCUAAGUCAGCUCAAGGAGUCUUUGCUUCUCAUGAUUCACCAAUUAAACAACAAAACUAUCAUAACUGCUGUCAAGGAAAAGUAACUUCAGAAGAACUGAACAGUAUAAUUCAUAAUAUAAUGACCUGGGUUGUGGCUGCAGUGACCAGUAUAUUAUACCCAGCCAUCACAAAAUAUGAAGAAAGGUUGCAAAAUACUACAUACCCAUCGUCUGAUGACUCUACCCUCUCUUCAAAUGGUGCGAGUUGCUGUAGCACAUGCAGUGAAAUGCUUCUAUAUGAACUAAGUAAGGCAUUUCAGGCAGAGGUCUGUACAGACACAGCUGACAGGUCACUACAGCAACCAGCAGCACCUGUAAGACCAUCUUCUGCCCACAAAGAAAGAACAGUUAUGGGAAAAACUCAUCACAGGAAAAGACAAUGUAAAACCUCUGGACCUAAAAAUAAUGAGACCACUGAAUCCCCCAAGAUUAAGACCUGCAAAUAUGAUAGUCACCUUUCUGCACUGAUUGAAACAGGCACAAAGGAAUCUAAAGAUGGCUCAGAACACCCACUGUCUACUGAUGAAAAAGCAAAAGUUGUAAAGGAGAUGCAGGAGUUAAAGAAUGUUUUUGAUAACUUUAAAUAUCAUCUAAAAGAGGAAACUGAGCUGAUUUUAGAAAAUACAUUUCAUGAAAUGGUGUCUGAAUUAACCCAAACCAUCCCCAUUCUUUCUUCUGUUAUAGGCAAAGCUCUGGUUGACCAAACUGACACUGACAAAGGAGACUUACUCUCCAAUGCCAAUAUCUCCUCAGCAGCUGCUGAAAUUAUGGAAAGCGUGCUUGAGAAGUUACAGUCUGCAGUUGAGAAAAAAUGUAUUGAAGCAUUUGCACAAGAAAAUUUGUCAGUUCACUUUAAAUCAGACUUACCAACCAGUGGAGAACAUUGCAUUUCUCCAGAAGAAAAAACUUCAAAAGCUUCACUGCCUUAUACUGUGGAGAACAUGAGUGAUAUUGCAGAGGAUAUGGUUCAUGUGAUUUUAGAAAAGCUGAGGGCUCUUGCAUCUUCUAAGCAAAAUGAACUUGCUCAUCUUGAAAUCACAACUGAAUUGGCUUAUCAACAACACAGGGAAGAUCCAAUAUAUGUGUCCCUUCAAAGAACCAGUAAAAGGAAAUCCAGUGCUGAACCUGAUGCAGCCAAUUUGAUUGGCCAAGAAGAAAUACAAAAUAUAGUGUCAAAUAUUUUUUCCCAGUCCUCUCUGGUUGGUUAUAUACAGGAAGCAAUCAGUACUAUAUUAAAUUAUAUACGAAUUGGACUUAAUAAUGAAAGGCUAAUUGCAACUAAAGAAACAAUGAUCAUCCUUCAGCUACUUGAUGAUAUCUUGGCUCAGCUACAUCAGAAACCACCAAAAACAGUUUUCCAAAAGAGAAGACACCCCAACCUAAGUAGUCCUUCUGGUACUGAAGAAGAGCACAGACUCACCAGCACUAGAGUAACUAAUGAUCCUAGAUAUGGAUGCCUGUUUCCACCUAUUAAUGUUCUUGGCAUGGUUCUUUAUUCUGAAGAUGAAAAUAAAGAAAUAGAUAAGAUUGUGGAAAAUGUGCUGAUUUCAUCUAUCAAAGGUGAAAAAGCAAAAUUACAAGAACAGCUUCCUGAUCACUGGUUAACAAGGGAAAAUCCUGAUUUAAAGCACAAAAGAAAUAUGAACUUACCUACAAAGUCUGCUUCUCAAGGCAAAGUAGCAUUUCCCGACUGGGGAUUAAAGACUGACCUUCCAGUUUUUGAUAAUAGGGACGUUUUUAAUGAUAAUCCAUGUUUGAAUAAUGACCUUUUGCUUCUCGGCCAACAUGUAAAGCAUCAAACACAAAAAGCCUCAGAAAAUAUAAUUACAAGUAUUUUAGCAGAGAUGCUCAAAGACAUAUCUUCUGGGCCCUCUGGUCACCUAGAUUAUAAAAAUGAUAAGGAAGCUUCACUUCUUACCUCAGGAAGCCCACAAGAUCGGUCCUUUCAAGACUGGAUGAACCAGAUGUUCUCUGUGUCAGAAAUCCAAAGAGUAUCUCAAGAAAUUGUAGAUGCUGUAUUAAAAAUACUUUACAUAGCUUGUAGUCACAUUAUCAGCCAUUACUCAUCAGUACAUGAAAAUUCUCUAGAUAAUGCUGACAUACCAAAUAAAGAGCCAUUAGAAAUAUGGUUUGAGAGUAAAGGGAAGAUGAAAUUUUUAUCUUUACUUGGCAUAGACCCUACAAGAGAUCCCUGGUUAGAACCUGAAGAAAGUGAAUCAACACCUGAACCUAUAGUUCACAUUAGUGAUAAGAUCAUCUAUACAAUUUUUAAGAAGCUAAAAUAAUUUAUGUGUCCAAAAUUGCAAAACUGCUUUAAACUAGAAAGCCAUGCUGAUCAUUCAAAGCCUGCACCUGACGGGAAACCAUUUCAAUCUCACCUUGGUACUUACACAACUAAAGUGGUAAAAAUUGUUUUGGAUGUAAUACAGAAAGAACUGAAAUAUAAUAAGAAAAAUCUAAAUCUUGGGAAGAGUGGCUCUCCCAAGGACUUUAUAGAUACAGGAGUUUUUGCUGACUAUGAAAAGAAAUUAGACUCCGUUGUCACAAGGCUAAAUACUGACAUUAUGAUAAAUUCAUUAGCAACUUGUAUUUGUGAGUUGUUAAGUGGAAAUACAGGUAAAAGCAAUGUUAUGCUCCCUUCAGAUAAGCUAAGGUCUAAAAUCUCACAUGAAACUGCUGACAUUGAUCAACAAUGUCAUUGUCCUUGUAUGCAAGAAGAAGUUGACAAAUGUACCAGAUUGCAAGUGUUAGAUAGAAUCGGGGAUACCUUAUAUAGCAUGUUACAUGAGCUCAUAAGAGACCAUCCAUGUUCUCCCCCAUCUGAUGAACAAAAUAGAGAGUGGAUCAAUGAGAAUUUGAGGACAACCACUGCACUGCAGUCUAAUAUUCAGCUCAUUUCUCAUACAAUUCUAGAAGAUAUCAUUAGAAAAUUAUGUAGUGUUGAAAUGGAUCACAGUUUCACAAAUUCAGAAUUUAAAGCUAUCUCAGAGUAUAUUGAUACUGACAGCCUAUCAUUUUCUUUGCUUAUUGAGGAAAUGAGCAGAUGCUUUGACAUAAUCUCCAGCAUGGUGUCCAGUAUGAUCCAGCCAGGUAGCAAAGAGGUGACUAACAACAAGGAAAAUACACCUGCCCACAAAACACAGACCACAAAAGUAAAGCAUCAAGAUAAACUGGAAGUCAUGGCUUCAGAGAUCUUUGAAAUGGUUUUUGCUAAAUUGAAAGGGUUUGCCAAUAGAAAUUUAGAAAUUCUGGGCACUACAAUCAGUGGAAAUAAAAAGAGCAACAAGAGGUACUGGGAAAGUGAAAGUAUCAACAUUUGUACAAACACACAUGAAAGACAAUUGCAGUCUGCUUUAUAUGUGCAUGCAAAGAAAGUAUCAAGUACUAUUUUGAAGGCUAUGCAAACGGAAUUAAAUGUGAGCUUGCCAAAUUUUGAAACAGGUAUGACCAAGCCACUACAGGAGAAAGAAAUGCUUAAGAAUCUAGUCAAUUUAAUUUUAGAUGCAGGGCAUCCACAUAAGUUUAAUGAAACUGAACCAGAAGAGCAAGGCAUUGAAAAUUACAGAUACAGGCCAACCUAUGGAAAUUUUCUUCCUGGAGGAGCUGACCCAGAAUCUUAUCUAGAAGAUCUUGCAGAUAUAGAGAAAGAAAGUGCUGGAGAAGAAAGACCAUCAGAAGAAACUAAAUCAGAAUCUCUUAAGCAAUGGUACCUAGAAAGAACAUUUUAAAAAAUUGAAGUAGAACUCAAAGAGCCAGGAAAGUCCCCAGUUGUGCCCAUUAUAAGAAAUAUUUUGAAUGAAAUUUUUCAGAAUCACUUAAUUGAUCAAUUAAAUGUGCUUACUCUCUCCCAGUCUCAUUUAUGGGACAUUCCUCAUGCCGGCAGUAAGCCAUUUGCUCAAAAAUCAAUUCAGUCUGUGGAUAAAAGAAUGGAUCUUUUAGUGUCUGAAGCAGAUGUAACUGUUGUUGUAGGUAAUAUUGUUAGAACCAUACUUAAAAAACUUUAUUUUGCAGCCAUGACAGAUAGAAAUGCAAAUGAAAAUAGAUAUAACACUAUCACCUGCUUGGCAAAUAUCUCUUUUCCUGAACAUUACAGUGGGGAAAAGGCCUCUGUUCAUUCUACCACACUGGACAGAAAUCCAGGUACAUUUCAGUCUACACUCAGUAGUGGUAAAAUAACCAAAAUGAAUGUAGUUGAAGAUAUUAUACAGUCAGUAUUAACAAAUCUAGAAAUGUUUGCUACUUCCAAAGUAAAAGCUCUCUUUUGUCCUCAUAUCAAUCUCACAGUUCCAAUAGCUUUGCCUCUACAGCACGAUGAGACUGCUUUAAGCCAACCAUGGCUAUCAACCAAAGAUUCAUAUUCUGAUGAUCAAUGUUCCUGUUGCUCAGUGGAUCAUAACAAGUCUGGAGAGACCACCUCAAUAUGUCACCCGACUGCCUGUAAAUUAAAUAGAUAUGCAACAGAAGUGGCUAGACUAAUUUUACAAGGAAUCAAACAGAUUAAAGAAAUGGAAAAUCCAUUCUUAGCUCAUAAUAUUGCGGUUUCUGACAGGAACCCAAGUCAGACUGUCAACACAGUGUUAAGUAUUAUGUCUACUAAAGGUAAAUAUGAAAAAAACACAUUUGACAGAGCGAUUGAUCUAAGUUGGCCAGAAGAUAUUGUUGAAAGGCUGUUCAAUAAAAGCGAUUAUCGAAAAAAACUUCAACUUCAAAUACUAGAUACCAUUGAGGGUAUCUUAAGUGACAUUUGCGAGAAAACACUAGAUGAGAAUAAUGUCCUACUUGCUGAAUCCACUCUUAAUAAACGUAAUACAAGUGGGACAGAAGCAAACUCUGAAACAAACGCCAAGUGUGCAAAUAAGGCUGUUCCAAUGCUUUUAGUUCCUAAGUCUUGUGUCGCUAUGAUUUCCAGUGAUAUGGUGAAUAUUGUUCUUCAAAGUCUCACUUCUGCUAUCAUGCUUGGUGUAAAUGCAAAGGAUUCUAUUUCUCCAAAAUUGCCCCUGAUGUUUUCUGGUGUAUGUCCCAAAUCAGAGCAUCAACAAUCUCCUGUUAUGGACCCAGUGAAUGAAGGGAAAAGGGAGAUACAUCCAUUUGCAAGAAAGGGAAGAGAUGUACAGCUGAAAUCAGUCUACUCUGAUGAUAAUCAGACAACUGUACUUAAAAAACAAGAUGCCAAGAAAUAUGCUUCUGACCCAUGUGAAGAAAAUACUCACUUCAUUACUAAAACCAUUUUGAAUAGAUUAAAAUCUUUUGCCACAGAAAGAAUAGAUUUUCUACUUACUCUUGAUAGUCAGACUAGAGAAACCAUAGUUUUCCCAGAACUUACAAAUUAUAAACAAAACGACAGUCUAUUUCUUGAAGCAAACCAAAUGCCAUCAGAUGUGAGUAUCCCAAAAAUCUCAACAGCCAGAACCAUUCUUGGUCAAGAUGUCACAGAUUACACAUUUGCUAAAUAUAGGGAAAAACAUAGACCUCCAAUUCAUAUAUUACAAGGUAGUCUUAGGGAAUAUGCCGACAUAAUUGCAAGUACCAUUUUGAUGCUUAUAAAAAAUGACAUAGAUUUAGAAAUCCAAAAGAUGUAUUCAUAUCCAAACAAUACCUCAUUCCAAGAAACCAUAAUUGUGAGUGAAACUGUCAACAACAUCUUCAAUAGUUUACAUGAUAAAAUAUCUUUAAAGGCAAAUAGGCUUUACUCACAGCAGAACCCUAAUCUAUUUACACAACUAGCUGUACAAAAUGAAAUAUUGCCUGGUCAAAGAAAGAUGGAAGACAACACUGAACUAUCUCUUUUUUCAAAAUACCCACAUCAAAACCAAACUCUAUCAGAAGCAGAAAACCUGAGAAGGGUUUUGGAAGAGAUAUUUAAAAAUGGAGAAUCUAGACAGGAAAAAACUGCUUUGUUAAAUACAAUUAAUGAAAUUUUAAAGAAGGUAUAUCAGAGGGUAAUGGAAGACAUAGGCCAUUGCCCUCCAUGUAAUGAACUCCCCCACUUUACAUCUGAUUCUAAAAUUAAAACAUCAAUAGCAGCACACAAAAAACCCUUGCAGUCAUAUAUAAGCAGUGUUGCAAAUGACAUAGUAGAAAGUGUUUUUGGAAAAAUGUUCUCAAUAGUUAUGACAUCCUUAUAUGAAAACAAUAAGGUCAGGGGAGAACUGGAAGCAUCUGGCAGUGAUGAAUUACUGGUGAAUCCAUCAUACUUUCAAGACUUGAAACAAGCAGAAAGAAGUGUUCCCCCUGAACAUGUGAUACUGCAAGUUUGCCCUUCUACAGGCAUUAGAAGCAUGACUUCUUUGGAAAACACCUUACUGCAAACUUCUCCAUUGCAAGUGGGUGAAGAAUUGGCCCAAAAGGUUCUCAAAAAGAUCACAAAUUUUGUUUUACAAAACCUAGAAGAGAAUUUGUCCCCUAAAGAUCAAUCUGAUGAAAUGCAAUCUCUGAGGCCAUGCAGUUCUAAAGCUAGUUCCAAAGGCAGCUCUAAUGCGAGUUUUAAAACACACUUUAAAGCAAAAUCAAAAGUUCUCUCUUUGCCUAAAUUUGGAACAAAACCACACCUAGAACCUAGUGGUGCUAAAGCCAAAAACAGGACCAAGUUAAGUCCUAGAGAGAAGACUUUAAGAGGCAGUCAGUCCAAUACUGGCAUUGGUCUGCCAUACCUGCUAUCAACAGGGGAUGCUAAAAACCUUAGUGAGAAAAAACUCCCCACUGCGGAACUAAAAAUGUAUGCCAAGGAUAUAGUAAGCAAUAUUCUGGAAACAAUUGUAAGUGAAUUUCAAAAGAUGAGGCAAAAUAGACUAAUGGUAAAUAUAAACACUUUAACUUCUGAUCAAAUCUUGACAGCAAGCAAAAUAGUUAAUGCAGUUUUGCAAGGAUUAUAUGCUACAAAGAACAACAAGUUGGCCAGCCAAACAAAAGGCUCAUACUCACAUGAUCUCAAACUUUCACAGACGAAUUUUAGGGCAAUCUCUCUUGCAAAUCCAGAAGCCCAUUUGUCUUUGGAGAAUGUUUCUUCGCAGCUAGAGAAAGUCUUUCCUAAAGAAGAUAUUUUUAAACAAAUGCUUGAUAAAUGGCAAACAGAAUCAAAUGACAUAGAAAAUGAAAAAUGUAAGCUAUUGAUGAUAGCUGAGACUGUUUUGAAUGAAAUUUCAAUGAAAAUAAAAGAAUUAGAACAAUCUGUUUCACUUUUAAAUUUGUCAUCUCUUGAUGCUUGUGAAAGCAGGUACAACUUUAAAAAAGCUGCCUUUAGAACUGCAGGUUCCCAAGUACAAAUUAACAUAUUUGGUCAGGAAAUUGUUAAAAAGCUAUUUGAAAAAUUAGAGGUGUACUUCAUGACUCAGAUGUUCAUAACAGAUGGUGAAGAGAUGCUAGAAAGCAAGAAAGAAACUACUACUAGAAAUCAAGGUGGCUCCUUAACAACAAACAUCCUCAACAGUGUACCAACAUAUAACACAAAGUUGAAAGACAAAAUAUUUGGGGGUUCUAGCCACCAAAUUGCUCAAGAGAUCAUGGAAGGGGUUCUGAACACCUUAGAAUCAUUUGCAGACCUACAGUUUAAACAUAUCUCUACAUAUGCUUUUUCUGAAAUUGUGAAAAUACCUAUUGAAAACUUUUUUGCUGUCCAACAGAAGCCAUUAAUGAAAACGAUAUUGCCCAAGUUACAACAACUUAAUAUGUUUCCUGAUGAAUCUAAAUCAAGUAGUAUGAUCUCCCAGGAGAACAUGAAGACGACCCUUCGACAGCUUCACUCAUUCCAUUCAGAGCUGCUUACUUAUACUGCUAAUACUGUCAAUAACAUGCUUGGUAUAAUUAAGAACAAGCUAGACAAAGAAAAAUGCCAAAUGGAACCAUCUUCAAGUCAGAUUAUCAGCACACUGAUGGACCAGUGUACUCAUUUCUAUGAAUCUAUGAUAAAAAGCCAUCCAAAGGAAAAUCUGCUCCAAUUAGCUGAAAAUGCCAACACUGCCAAUUGGCACAGGUUUGUAACUGGGAUGGGAAUGUUCACUUCAAAGUCAAAGGGAGUUAGCUGUGGGGAUGAUCUUCCACAAAUCCCUGGCUUGUAUUUUUAUUCAGAGGAAGAUAGAAAAGUAAAGGAUAAGAUUUCCUCAAAUCUAUCUUCAUAUGUCAGAUACUCUGCAGGUGAUACACCUAAAUCCAGAAAGCCAUUGGAAGGGCUUGAAUCAGAACUUAAACCAUUAUAUUCUAGAAGUGAAGGCCAAGGCCUCAGCCAUUUUGAUCAAGCCACGAAAGGAAACAGCUCUCUCCCAGAAGGCAGCAUCUUACAAAAACCAUCUCAGAAAUCUGGUGACUCUGUGCAAGCAGCACCAGAGCACUCCACAUCCUUCAUAGAAAUGCAAGAAGGUGAAAAUCAAAGAGUUCAUCACUGUGAGUUCCCAAAACCAGUUGUUAAGCUAAACCAAAAACAGACAACCAUUUCUCCACCCAAAAUAUGUGUAGCUGAAGAAAAUAUUGUCAAUACGAUGCUGAUGAGUUAUGGCCUCUCAAGUCAAACCCCACAAACUAAUGAAAGUAUAGAAACAAUGAAGCCAUUUUUUGUAUCAAAGGAAAAGCCUUUGUCUCUAAUGUCUGAAGAACAAAAGGAUAAUAAAAGCCUGCUUAAAAUAUGGGAAAAAAAGAUCAGCUCUAAAACCAAAGAAGAAAACAGAAGCCUUAUAGCAAGUGUAGACAAUUUCACUUUACUGGAAAAAUGGAAAGAUAAGUACCAAAUAUUAGAAAAAACAGCACCUCUUGAAGAGGCUGAAGUCAUUGCUUUUGCAGAUCAAGAACUGGGACCACAGGAAAUCCAUUUAGUAGCAAGAUAUGUUACUACAGCUGUGGUCACACAUUUCAAGAACUUUGAAGCCAGAGGUCUUCUUGAUGAAAAAGUAUCUAUUGUUUCCACACCGUUAAGGAAAAAAUAUGAAUCAAAGCAGCCUCUAAAAGACAUUAACUAUGAUUCUUCACUUUAUCAAUUUUGUGAACAUCUCACUGAACUGGUUAUUUCCUAUAUAAUUUCAAGCAUUUAUGACUGUACUGAAGAUGGUGAAACAAAGCAGAAAUCACUGGAAAACCAAGAUGCAGCAUUUAGCAAGGUUAUUCUAGUUCAUUCACAAGUGUUUGCAAGUUGGUCAAUUUCUGUCAGAGGACUUGCUUUAAACAUUUCUGAAAUCAUUAUUCAAAUCCUUAUUAAUAGUGACAUUUUAAAGGAAGACAUUACACAAGUGGUUUCUGUGAAAACAAAAUAUAUUUACUGCCCAAGAGUAGCUGCGGCUGACUUCGGUGAUCUCUUUCAGGAUCUCUUAAUAGGAGUGAUCCAUGUUCUGUCCAAAGAAAUAGGAAUAAAGCAUCAGCAUGGCAGCAGAGAAAGAAACAAGCCACUCUCCAUGCUUAAAAGCCAUAGUUUGCCCAUUUGCAACAAAACCAAAACUAUGAAAAAACAUACAGGCCCCAGAGGUUGGGAGUCAGCUCCUACUCAACAAAUUAAUCAGCUAGCACAGAAAAAUAAACUAAACUCACUGGCAUGUAAGUUAGGCACUCUGGCUGGUAGCCUAAAAACUCAUGGAUCCAAGGAGGUAGUCAAUAAAAUUUUCAGUAUUGUUUUCAAUUUGUUUUUGCCAGAUGAAUGCCCAAAUUGGGACAUGAAUUCCAAUAAAAUACCAAGAAAAAUGUUCCUAUCUUCAAAUAAUCAGCAAAGCCUUAGAAUACCUAGAAAUAACCCAGGACUCUCCCCCAAAUCAGCUUUUCUUCUGAAUGUUGUAUGUGAGAAACUUACUAGAAUACUUUUGGAAGAAUGUACAGCCAACAACUUCCUUACAGAUAGCCCUCCUUCUGAUGAAAUUUCAGUAGAAGGUCAACUGUUCAACAUACUACAAAAUGUAGAGGAUUAUUGCAGGGAAACUAUGGACUCUGGUUCACCAUUUGAAGAAUAUGACAUGUCAGACAUUUUGGAAGAUCUGGCAGAAAUAAAUCAAGAAUCUAUGCUUAGUAUUACUUCCCAUACCUUGGUAAAAUCCUUAACAGAAAAACUGUCAUGUGGUAUACAUCAACCUCCCAGAAGUCCACUUUUUGCAAGCAAGAAUUUAACGUAUAGUACUAGAGAAAGACUCCCUAGCUUCCCCAAAGGAAAAAGGCCAGAAUUAAAAGAAUCAAGACUGGGUAAACACUCUGUAAGAUUCGUGAGUUAUGACAGCAAGCCUUUGACAGAACCACUGAAUAAUCCCAGGGUGAUACAUUCCAAAACACAAGUCCAAUUUUGUAAGCAAUUUUCAGGAAAAUUCCCUCCUCUACCUCCUCUUCAAAGACCAGGUAAAAAAGAAUUGAAUGCAACAGCCAUUCUUAACAUGAAACAUUCAGAAUGCAUGUACACAGGGGUUUACUCUGCCACAUUUCUGGAGGAAAUAAUUGCAGACAUUUUCCUUAAUCUCUCUACCUCAUUGCAGGGCAAAAAUGUAAACAUCACUGAAGCUCAGCUCAAUGAGAUAAAUAUAUUAGAUGUCAACUCUGUAGUGAAUGAAUUUAACAAUGCUCGAAUCACUGUUUUACAGGAUGUUGAAGAAAGGAUAUAUUUUCCAUCAAUCAAUAAAGAAACUGUUAGAAAGAUUGUUGACUCAGUUAAUAAUGAUGUUUCAUGGGAAUAUGCAUUACAAGUUACCAGUGGCCAUCAUCUGACACAUGCUACCACCUCAAUAGCAGAACAGAUAACUAAUGGCAUAUUGAAAAAGAGUGUAGACUACCAGCUCCCAUUGUGCUUUGUAGGAAAGAUCAUGCUUAAUUCAUAUUACCCUCUUAAAGCUGAAAAUAUAUUGCAGAAACUUCAAAACAACCUGAGAGAACUUAAUUACCAAGGUCAACAUUCAGCGGGCUAUACUACCAUAUUAUCACCCUCAUUUUUAGAAGAUGUCAUCAGAAAGCUAUUAUUUCAGCUCAUUUCUCCACCCUGCAAGGCUUCUUGCUUUGGAAAGAAGUAUUUAAUGACUUCAGAUUUUAAUGAGAUGCCCACCUGUAUAAUAAAUAUGGUUUUGUUAGCCAUUUCAAAGCAUAAGAUUUGGCUCACUAAAUAUGAUUGUCAACAUCUAUAUACAGAAAAAAACCUUCAAAAUAUGGUGGAGUCUGUUUAUAAUAAUGUUUUACAAAUAUCUGACUCCCUUGUGUCAAUACAGAAAAGUAUAGUAAGCCAAAGCCCAGUUAUGCUUGACCGAAUGGCCAGUCUCAUUAUUCAAGAGAUUAUUGACAAUCAUCUUCAACCCUUUUUGUGUGGAGAGAGCUUACCUUGUUCAAUGACUCCAUUGGAUGAAAUAUCAAAUAUGGUUAAAGGGGUUCUCAGUGAGGUCACAGAGUCACAUAGACCUCUGAAGCCAUCACUAGGUAUGGACUUUUAUCCUAAUGCAUUUGUAGAAGAUAUUGUUGCCGGACUAUUAUCAAAGGUCUUUAAUCCAAAAUAUAACACUGAAUAUGAACUGGAUAAAAUGACCCAAAAAGUAGUAAACUCAAUAAAUAACCAUUUUAACCAAGCUAAAAUCUGCAUUCUUCGUGAUGACCAAAAACAGUCUUUCCCCACUGUAGAUAUAGACACUGUGGAUAAACUCAUCAAUUCAGUUUAUGAGGAUGUUCUGAAACAGCAUGGGCUAGCCCCUGAGGUUGACAAUGAAGAACUCAAAAGCAGUGAUAUUUUUGCAGAAAAUGUUGCCAAUUUAAUUGUGGAUGCUAUUUCUGAUUAUCUUUUUCACCCACUGUUUUCUGGGGAUUUGUCAGCUUCUUCCUAUGCUACUUUAACAGCAGAGAACAUUAUUCAGAACAUCUUUAGUGACAGCAGUGAAACUACUAAGUCAAGCCAGCAUCUAUCUCCAUCUAACACCUUGCUGCCAUACACAUUUUUAGAAGCCAUAAUUAGAGUACUGCUAUCUAGAAUCUUUCCUUCUACAUCUAACAUGGUUCCAUGCAGUGAAACUCCAAAAGGUAGAUUAGGAAUUAAUUGCAGUGAAAUCUCUUCAAAGCUAAUCAGUGAUAUUAGGAUGAAAAUUUCCCAACAUGAAAUUCGAUUUUCAAAAGAUGAAGAAACCAAAUCUACUUAUUCAGAGGAUGAUGCUCAGCAUCUUGCUGAUUAUGUAUUAAGAAAUAUCUUGCAAAAUUCUGGGUCUAAAGAAGCAGUUGAGCAUGAUAUCACAAACAGUAACAAUGUUCUUAUUGACAGAUUAGCAGGUUUUAUCAUUAAAAAUAUCUGUCAGCAGCAUCUCCAUCCAUUUGUGUAUGAAAAGUCAUUACUUCCUCCAUCAUAUACACAUUUUGAUGAUAUGGGAAAGCAGCAUGUUUUUGUUGGUGUUUACUCCUCAGCCUUUUUGGAAGAUGUAAUCACUGGGGUUUUAAGCAAAAUAUUCCACAGGGUGUGUAUUGUGCAAACAAACUCAAUAAGAGAUUCAGGAAAAGAACUGUUGGCAACAGCUGAAAAACUCAUAUAUUUGAUAACGGAAGAAUUCUCAAAAGCUCAAGUUAGCAUCCUAGAAAAUGCAAAGGAACAAUUGUGUUUGCCACCAGUACACAGAGACAUAGUGAUCAAAGUUAUUGACACAGUGUAUAGCAAAGUUUUACAAGAAUAUGAACUGGGACCUGAUAAAGGCUUUCUUGAGGAUACAAAAACAUUGGCUGAAAGGGUAACUAAAAUUACACUGGCUGAAGUUUUUGAUUUCCAAAUUCAUCCAGAUUUUAUAGCAAAGCUGCCUUUUAAAUCAUAUUCAAGACUCAAUGCUGAUGUUUAUAGAGUUCAUUAUGCUAUUAGUAAAUCAAGACCCCGAAGACAGACCUCUACAACAUAUACCACUGUAUUAUCACAUACACAUUUGGAAAAAAUAGUCACUCAGGUUUUAUCUCAGAUAAGUCCAUUGAACUGCAGUGCAGAAGACCCGGAUUUUUUGCAGUCAGACUUCAGCAAUGCAUUUGUGAGGCUGAUUGGUGAAACUAUGUCAAUAAUUUCUAAACAUGCAAUAUGCAUUAUUAAACAUGGAAAUGAAAAACAAAAUGUGACUUCAAAGAAAGACAUCCAGGCUAUGGUUGAGGCCAUUUACACUGAUAUUUCUCAUUCAAGUCUAUACCAAUCUCUUACAAAAGAUAAAGAAGGCAUGAAUAAUAUACCUAUUACAAAAAUAGCAAGUUAUAUAAUAAAAGAAAUAUUUAACCAUCAUUUUGAGUCAUUUUUAUCUGGAGAUAAAACUUUUCCUUCAGGUACAGUGGGUCAAACUUAUCAACAGAGAGCAACAGAUCCUGAACAAAGAGAAUUAUUGUUUAUUGUGAAUUCAGCUGUCUUUUUAGAGGAUGUAAUUUCUGAGCUUUUAUGCAGAAUCCUCUAUGUAUUCUCACAUAAUGUCUUGGCUGCUGAGAACCCAUGUAAAGCAAAAGCCAACAUAACUAACAUUGUUACAACAUUAGUAAAAUCAAUUGUGCUGGAAUUCACCAUGUCAGAAAUUUUAGUUGCAGAUCACUUGGAUGAAAAACUGUAUUUUUCAGAAGGAUAUAAAGAAAUGGUUAAAAAAACUGUCAGCCUAAUUUACAAAAAAAAAUUAGAUGAUUAUAAAUCUCUGAUUCAUAUUUAUAGAGCUAUACAAAGUGAUGCUGUUAGUUUUGGGGAAAAAAUAGGUUAUUUGCUACUAGAAGAAAUUUAUGAUUAUCAAGUGGAGUCAUUAGUUUUGGGAGAAUUAGCAGCUUAUUCCUAUUCCUCCCUCCAAGAUGAGAACAUCAUCAGAAAUGUGCUUGACACCAUCAACAAUGAUAGCCAUGUUGUGCCAUCAUGUAUGACUGUAUUUCCAUGUUCCCUUUUAGAAGAUAUUAUUUACAAGCUUCUAGCACAUAUAUUCCCUUCAUUUGAGACUGAAACUGAACUAAAUGAGAAAGAGGUGCCACCAGAUUAUGAGUUUGUGAAUGCAGCUUCAAAACUGACUGAUGAAAUUAUAACAGAAAUUUCUGAACAUGAAAUUAGACUUGCCACAGCAGAGGAGCAUGUGGAAAGUAUGCAGUUAGGGGCAACUGAGAACUUUAUUGACUCCAUAUGUAAUAAUAUUAUGAAAAAAAUUAAAUUAGAAGAUGAAACACAGAGCAAUACAUGCAAAAAGGGAGACUCAUUCCUCAAGAGAAUAGCUGGUUUUAUUAUGAAAGAAAUUGUGGACCACCAUCUGCAGCCAUUUUUACAUGAUGAAGAAUCACCUCCCUAUGACUUACCCAAAAAUGACCACAUCAUUGAACUCUUAGAACUUGAUAAAGUAAACAAACAGUCCUUCCCACAGACUUCUGUGUAUUCUGCUACAUUUUUGGAAGAUGUCAUAAUUGACCUUGUUCACAAAUUUUAUACUCUCCCAAGUAUUGCUGAAAACCCUAAGGACAAAGAGAUAUCAGAAGAAGACCUCAUGGGCAUGGCUAUAAAAUUUGCAAAUGCCCUGACUGGGGAAUUUCAGAAAAGUAAGAUUAAAGUCCUAGCAAAUGCUGGAGAAAUGUUUUCUUUUCCACCAAUAGAUAAAGAGACAGUCAAUAAAGUAUCUGAUUCUGUAUACAAUGAGGUGAUGGAAAUGUAUGGAUCUAACAACGUUCAGAAAGAUGAUGGAAGUAACAUUGUUAUAGAGAUGAUAGCUGCUUUAGCCAAAAAGGCAAUCUCUGCUUUCAAGAUUCAACCCCUUUUUUCAGGAGACUGGUCUUCCACCUUCUUUUCAUUUCUAAAUGUGGAUAACAUCAUCCAAAGAGUUCAACACCUACCAUAUAAUAACUUUACAAAAAUAAACAGAAGCUUGAAGAACCACCCAGUUUUUUCACUAGAAGAGUUAUCUACACUUACUUCUCUGACUUCAGGCCUGAAAGAUGUAAUGGACACUUUGGAAAUAGGUAGAGGAGCACUUCAUGGAAAGGGGAAUUUCAAAAAGGAGGACACAUCUAUGAAAAUAGGCAGCAUCCAUGAGCCAACCUGUGCCACUAUACCUAGCAUUAUGAAGGGUGAAUUAACUACCCUAGCAUCGGGGUUAGUUGGAGGUGUGGCAAAUAAAAAGAAAGGGGUUCUAAGAAAAUCCCCAAACCCCCUACAUGAUAAAGCAGCAUAUGUAACUCAAGAGGAUGGCAAAAAUUUUGCCCAGCCUGCCUUAACAAAUUCAGCUAAAGAGAAUGUUCCUGCAAAAGAGGAAGAGAAUGAGAAAACUAAAGAUAAAGAGAUUAAAAGUAAACCAGACAGUCCAUCAGAAAAUAACCCCAGGUUUUUUCCUGCUAACUUUUUAGAAAAUGUUAUCUCUGAAAUAGUUAACAGAUUGAUUUUUAAUUCCUCACUGGGUACAGAUGCUGCAUGUCAAAACGUAACCAAUAAUGUAAAUCAAGCUGAGGUCUAUGACACAGCUAUGAAACUCAUUGAUUCUCUGUUAAAAGAAUUUUCAGAUGCUCAAAUUAAAGUAUUAAGCCCAGGUCAGGUUGGCCAGUUCCUCCCAUCUGCAGAUAAAGUUUCGUCUGUUCACAAUGUACCUCUCAGGCAAAAAGAGCCAUCUGUGGAUAAAGCACCUCCCCAGAAAAAAAUGGCACCUGCAACUAAAACACCUUUUUCUGAUGAGGCACCUUCAAUGGCUAACAUACCAUCAAGUGAUAAAAUGUUGGUCAAUAAGAUUGUUCACUCCUCUAUAUGCAAUAUUUUGCAGGAAUAUAGAUCUCAAGACUCCAUUUAUAAGGACAUAAAUAGCAAUGGUGAAAAUUUAGUAAGAAAGCUAGCUAAUGCAGUAAUAGAAGAAAUUUUGCAGCAUCAGCUCAACUUGCUACUUUAUGAUGAGGUUCCAGCUGCAGCAUGUUUGCCUCUAGAAUCUAAGCAGAUUAUGAUAAAGGUCCAUAACGUAGUCCAAACAGCCUGCAAAGAAUGUCAAACAUCAUCACCAUAUACCAUAAUGCUACCUUGCAAAUUUUUAGAAAGUAUAAUUUCUUCUCUCCUAUCAAAAAUUUUCUCAACAGUAUCCAAUGCUAAAACAGGAAUAUCUGAAGAUAAUUUGUACGCAGAACUGGAUUUCCUUCAAAUGAAGUUAGUAGGUACAAUUAUGGCAGAGAUCUCCAAAGAUGAAGAUAUGAUUGUACAGUAUGUAGAAUCCUUACAUCCUAAUGAUGAUGAAAUUAUUCAAUUGGUUGUUCAGACAAUUUAUAAUAAUCUAUUGCCACAGUUUGGAUCUCAAGAGAGCAUACAAAAUUGUGUCAGCAGUGGUUGCAGAAUCCUUUCAGAAACCAUAGUUAAUUUAGUUAUACAGGAAGUGGCUGGCAACCAGUUGCAGAACUAUUUUUCUGGAGAGCUAACACCACAUCAAUGUAUAGAAGUUGACAAUGUUGUUGAAAAUAUCCUUAAAGAUGUUAUCCAAACCACUGAAGUUCCCCAGCCUCAGCCAUCAUGGGCUUACAAACUGCCUUUUAACAUAAUAGAAGAGGUUGCUGUAAUUUUUUUGUCAAAGCUUUUAUCUAUGUUUCCAAAAGUGGAUAAGAAACAAAACAAUUCUCUAAAUGCUGAAAUGCAAACAAUAAUCUCAAAAAUCUUAAACUCAUUCCAAGAACAUCUCUCUAAAAGUCAAAUUAUUAUCGUGCCACAGGCCAAAGAAUCACCCACUGUAUCUUUAGCAGAUAGUACAACUAUUGAAAAAGUGGUUACUUCUGUCUAUAACAGUGUUUUAAGGCGCUCUGGCUCUCAUAUUUCAGUGUAUAAAGAUUUAAUAGGUAAGAGCAAUGUUCUCUCUGAUAUAAUAGGAUUUUUAAUGGUGAAGGAAAUUUCCAAUUCAGAAUUUCAUCCUCAAGUAGAAGGAGAAACAUCAAGUCCAGAGUUGGUUCUGGAAGCUGUCAAAAUUAUGGAAAAAGUGGUUAAGAUUAUUGAUGGCCUCAAGUCAAGGAAAAAGCCUUCAACCAAAAAAGAGACUGUGUUAGAUGCCAGGUUUUUAGAGGAAACCCUGGCCUUGUUCUUGGCUAAACUAAUAAAGUUGCCAAGUGCCUCAGGCAAAAAUGCUAAAGAAUUAUCAAAGUGUGAGGUAAAUAAAAUUGCAUCUCAAUUGACAAAAUCUGUGACAGCUGAAAUUUCCAGAAAUAAUAUUAAUGUUGUAGCUACUAAUCCUGAAGAAAACUUUUUAAAUCCAGAAAGUAUAGAAAUUAUUUCUCAGAUGGUCGAUUCUAUUUAUAAUCAUGUACUACAACAAUCUGGAACACAUGAAGAACUUUAUUAUGACAUGAAAGGUACAAACAAUGUCUUCUCUAAACAGGUAGCUUCUUUAAUCAUCAGUAAAGUUUCCAGUUGUCCAUUAGAAACAAUUAGCCUACAAGAUUCACAGGCUGAUCUCUUUGGCGAUUUGGAUGUUGGUCGAAUUGUUGAAAAGGUGCAUGACCAUGGUGUUAAAAGAGGGCCUGAGCUAGAGCAAAAAGAAUUAGGUCAAGAUUUAAGCAAAGAGGAACUUCCAAUUAAAAUAAUUCCUCACCGUGGGAAACAACCAAUCAAUAUUGAUCCAGAUAUUGUUGCAGAACACUUAGGAGUCAUUUCUAUAAAAACACAACCUCUUGAGAGACUGCAGAUGGAGUGUUUAACUAGAAUUGGACAUAGCAUUGAAGCACUGAGAAGAAUGGCAAUAAGUGGGAGGAGUCACUCAGUGGACACACCUGAUGCAGGAAAGGGAAAGAAAGAAAGACGCGUCUCAUUGGAUGAAGGGGGACGACUGAAUAUAAAGCCAUUAGAGACUGCGAGUAGGAAUUCAUUUCAAAAUUUAAUAAAGCCUGACAUCACCAAAGUGGAGCUUUUAAAAGAUGUCCACAGCAAAAAAGAUCUUAUCAUUUGUUUGGUAACUCAUGAUACUGAUCCAAGGGUUUCAGAAAAUAAAAUAGAAGAGAGCUUAACUUCUGAUGAAGAUGAAGUUGUUUUACAAGAGGUUAUGAAAGAACUUCCAGAAGUCCCAUUUGAAGAUCAAGUAAAAGAAGACAUGAAGCCCAUUACAAGCACAGUGGCUUUUGCCAAGCCACUGAUGAGCAAGAGAAAUCUGAAAAAAUUUUUGUCACUAGGAAAAUAUUGUCAUCCCAAAUCCACUGCAACUACAACAAAUACUGAAGCAUCACCAACUCAACGGACAGAAUCUGAGGAGACACAACAAAGAACUGUUUCUAAGCCUGAUGUGACCAAGUCCAAAUCCUCAACUGUCACAGAUUCUUCCUUUUCGGAAAGAAAGACACAACUAAGUAGAGAAGAAAUGAAAUCUAGUACUGAACCGGUACAUUACUUCUUACAUAGAAUUAUGAGUUCAUCCUCGUACAAUGAAGAGGAUCUGCCUUCAUUUUCUAGUGGUGGUGAUCGUCCCUCAGAUCCAAGUGCCAUAGUAUCAGAAGAAAGUCUUGAACGUCCAGAUCUGGAAAGGGCAAGCACAAUUAAGUUUAUCACCCUCUAUCAACAUGAAAGUGGUCUGGGAAGCCUUUAUUCUUCAAAUGAUGGCAUUUCAGGUACAACAUAUUUAUCAUUUUAUAAUGAAGCUCUCAAAUAUGUCAUUCUAAAUAUAGAAGUUUUGAUUAUUCAUUCCCCCCUUGCAGUGAGUGGCUCCUGUCUUGCAGCAGCCUUACCCACCACCAAUAUGGGCAACCAGUGUCAACCAAGUGAACCCCACUACACUGCUCACAAGCUGAUCAAGGCAGCAUCAGGACCAGAUUUAUCUUUUGGUUUGUUUACAGAUGCUGAUAAGCCCAGUACUUCCAAACAGCGGUCUGAAAUGUUGAAGAAGGCAUCAUCAGUUCUGUCCAAAGUGUUUUCAAGAUCCAAGGCCAAUGUUUACAGAUCUUCCUCAACCUCACCCCCUCACUAGGACAGAAGC